CAAUAUUGAAUUUGUACAAGAAAAGCCUAGAUGAUGAACCUACUCUUAAAACUGUCCAACUUGUAUCCAAAAUAGCGAUGACAUUAGGUGUUGCAAAAUCAACAGUAUAUCGAGCCAUAAAACAGUAUAAAUCUACUGGAAGGGUGUCUACUUCCAAACACUGUGGUGGAAGACCUGGGAUUGUUACAUGUUUGGAUGAAGCAAUGAAGAAUUCCAUAAGGCGUAUAGUACACAGCUUUUUCUUUAAAAAUGAGAUCCCCACUUUGGACAAAAUAUUAACCGAAAUAAAAAGUCGUCAGGAUUUGCCACAGAUGUCCCGUUCAUCAUUAUACAAAUUUAUGAAACAAAUUAAUUUCAAAUACUUAAAACGAAGUCGUAAAAGUGUGUUGAUAGAACGUGAUGAUAUAGUGAGAUGGAGACUUGACUACUUGAUAUCAAUUAAAAAGUUUAGAUCUGAAGGUAGACCUAUUUAUUAUUUAGAUGAAACAUGGUUAAAUGAAGGUCAUACAAAAGAAAGGGACGUAAGGGAACUACUAAUAGAGGCUCUUAAUAAUGUUACAAAUAUGAACUGGAAAAAAUGUGUAGAACAUGUGAUUAAGGAGGAAGAAAAAAUGGGAACACUUGACGGAAUUAUGGACGAUCUCAUUGAACCUUUAAUUAUAUCAAUUAAUAAUAGCGAGAGCGAUAUGGAUACUGACUCGUCGAAUAAUUCAGAAAAUUGUUAAAGACAUGAUUUGUCCCUAAUUUUUACCAAUAAUAUUAUAAAUUAUAAAAACUUAUUUUGUUACUUUGAACACCUGCAGAUGAUAUAUUACGAACGUAGUUCAGUUAUCAGUUAUUUGGCAAUUAUCCGGUAACUUAAUAAACGUAGUUCGUAGAAAUGCAACAAUUCAAAGUAACAAAAACACCAUUAUAUAAUUACUUCAAUGCUAGAUGUAAAAAUGUGAAUCAAUAAAAUUGUUUUUAAA
Anoplophora glabripennis (Asian longhorned beetle) is the source of this 968-nucleotide messenger RNA. RefSeq lists its product as uncharacterized. The transcript is spliced from 4 exons. NCBI's taxonomy places the organism in Eukaryota, Metazoa, Arthropoda, Insecta, Coleoptera, Cerambycidae. The coding region runs from base 78 to 725 and encodes 215 amino acids. The record is from RefSeq and is a predicted model, not a curated record. Gene Ontology annotation, molecular function: nucleic acid binding.